AUGGCUUCUUGCUUAAAGAAGGUGGUGUUUUUGCUGCUCUUGAGCUCUUUGGCAACCCAGCAGCAUUUAUGCACUGCUGAUCCCACUGAUGGCUUCACCAGUGUGGAAUUCACGGACGAAAACCGCAUGUUACAGAAACCCUAUGACAAAGCUCCUGAGGAUCGUUACAGUAAGGUGGACGGAGUUGAAAAGUUCUGGAUCUACACCAAUGACAAGCCCUUUAAAGAAGGCAGUCCAACCAGACCACGCACAGAAAUAAGAAUCACUGGACAUGACUACACUUCUGGAGUUUGGCAAUUUGAAGGCAACUUUUUUGUGCCACAAGGCACCUCGGGGGCUAUAAUAAUGCAGGUCUUUGGUGCAGCCAAUGAAGCUACAACUCUGCAACUAAGGGUCAUUAAUGAGGAUUUGAAGUACUAUGGGAACAUUGUGGUGGCUGCUAAUAUCUACAGUAGAUGGGUUAGACUGAAUGUGAUUCACAAUGUUGGUGCAGGGAAAGUGACAAUGUUUAUCGACAGUGACCAGAAGUUAGUCGUUAACGAUCACGGUCGAGCUACUUUUUACUUCAAAUAUGGAGUUUAUGGUGCCUUAUCUGGUUCAAGUAACUACAUGGAAUCAAGAUGGAAGGGAAUCAAACUUUUCAAAAAAUGA
Molecule: messenger RNA, 651 nt
Organism: Prunus avium (sweet cherry)
Lineage: Eukaryota; Viridiplantae; Streptophyta; Magnoliopsida; Rosales; Rosaceae
Product: citrate-binding protein-like
Source: RefSeq, a predicted model, not a curated record